This is a messenger RNA of Prorocentrum cordatum, 418 nucleotides long. The record is from the annotation of a GenBank genome assembly. NCBI's taxonomy places the organism in Eukaryota, Dinophyceae, Prorocentrales, Prorocentraceae.
GACGCGGGAGGCCGCCCUCUUGGAGGCGCUUGGGGUCACGACCAUCCCCGAGGCUCACGUGGUGAAGGCCGACGCGGGGACCGUGGUCGCGGUCGAGAAGAUGGUGCCGACGAUCGAGCCCAAAUCCGAGGAUCAGGUCGACGUGGAGGCUGCUGGUGCGGUCGCGUCCGCCCCUGUGAACCAGGUCGUGAAGGUCGACGUGGAGGCCGCGAACGUAGAGGUGACCCAGCCUGCCGUCGCAGGGGACACAUUUGAUGCGCAAUUCGUUGAGCAGACUGUUGACCAGCCUCUAGUGUUCGUGGAGUCGCUGGUCGGCGUGGAGGUCACGGAAGGCGACCUCAUCGUUUGGCGCGUGGAGCAGACCGAAGAUAGCAUCCAGACGCAGGCCCAGCGCCGGGAGCACGCACGCGUGAUCCAG